Molecule: messenger RNA, 1259 nt
Organism: Ylistrum balloti
Lineage: Eukaryota; Metazoa; Mollusca; Bivalvia; Pectinida; Pectinidae
Product: GTPase Era, mitochondrial-like
Exons: 9
Coding region: 1-1038 (345 amino acids)
Biological process (GO): ribosomal small subunit assembly
Cellular component (GO): mitochondrial matrix
Molecular function (GO): ribosomal small subunit binding; rRNA binding; GTP binding
Source: RefSeq, a predicted model, not a curated record
AUGGCGCUGUCCAUAACGGGCACGCUGAGAGCCAUCCGUCAAGGAAAGACUUGGUGUAAGAUGGCUGCAGGCUACUUUAACAGACGUCAGAGAUCCACUCUGUAUGGAGUAGAAGAAGAGAUAAUAUGCCAACCUCUAGAGUUGGAUAGGGCAAUAGGAUGUACACAAGAAAAACAAAGACAGAGACUGCAGCUGCCCCCUGACCAGCCAGUCAAUCCUCGAGUGUUGAAAGUGGCUAUCAUAGGAGCCUACAACAGUGGCAAGUCAACCCUUACCAACAGUCUUAUGGGCUGGAAAGUGUCUGCGGCUUCUUGUAAAAUACACACAACACAGAAAAAUGUGUUAGCUGUACACACUGAGGGAGACACACAGAUCAUCUUCAGGGACACACCUGGACUUAUCCGAGGCAGCAAGAUCUCGGAGAAGAAAAGGAAUAAACUACUAAAGUCAGUGCUUGAGGAUCCUAAGAAGAGUUUGGUACAAGCUGACCUCAUUUGUGUGAUGAUAGAUGCUUCAGACAGUUGGGAUAUUGAAUUUCUAGAUGAGAAUAUUUAUCAUCUUCUGUGGAAAAAUAAACACAUUCCAUCUGUCCUUAUACUAAAUAAGAUUGACCUUCUGAAGAGACGCGAUUUCCUGCUCCACAUCACACGGAUGCUCACCAUGGACACUGUAGGGGGCAACAAGAUCCCAAUUACUACCAGUAAAACAAAACCAGGCUGGAAAGUAGUGACAUUUUGGAGUAUGCAAAACGAUGUACUUACAAUUCACGUUAAUAUCAACAUGUUUAGAAGCCGAAGUAUGAGCAUAGUGAUUGGACCUAAAGGAUCAUUGAUACAGAAGAUAAAAGAAGAAUCACAUGCCGCCCUGAUGGAUGCUUUCCGCUGUGAUGUCAUCCUGUCAUUGCGAGUUUAUAAGGAAGAAAAGAAGAAAGGAUCGAAAAACAAAGAAUAUUUGGAUAUGAAAGCGUUUGAAAAAGACAAAAAAUCUGCACAAAAUACAUCUAAAAAACCAGAAGUCUUCACUGCAAAUAACACAUAGAUGUUUUAAAAGAGGAGAUCUCCACCAGGACAGAAAUACCGGUGAUCUUUCCUAUGGAGGGAAAGAGCUGCUGGAUUGCAUAUACAACAACAAUUAUACAAAAAUUUGUUUUUGUGUACUCCAUUCUGUCUGUGAACUGUAAUGUUGCUAUUUUCUAGGAAUCUGAUUUUUUUUAGAUCAGAUAAGAUUGCCAACUAUACCUAUAAACUGUAUAAAGACAA